Molecule: messenger RNA, 772 nt
Organism: Lotus japonicus
Lineage: Eukaryota; Viridiplantae; Streptophyta; Magnoliopsida; Fabales; Fabaceae
Exons: 3
Coding region: 105-560 (151 amino acids)
Biological process (GO): phosphorelay signal transduction system
Source: RefSeq, a predicted model, not a curated record
GCUGGUGGCGAACAGUUCUGCUAGCUCAUCAGUAACAGUGGUCGUCUUAUCGGAAGCGAAGGAGUCAUCUUCCACCAGCAACCGCAAGAUCGGUUCAUCCAACCAUGAAUUCCAACAUUACUGGAUUCAAACGACAAAGGAACUCUGAGGAUGAGAGUUUGCCACUCGGAAAACGCCAAUUAGAUGGCAUUCCUUGCAUGAAGGUAUUGCUAGUGGAUGGAGAGACUGCAUCCAGGGUCUGGAUGCAAGGAAUGCUAGCAUCACUAGGCAUUGAGACAGUCCCUGUGUAUAGUGCUCAACAUGCAAUAAUAGAAUUGGAGACUCAUGAUCAUCGUGGACACUUUGACUUCAUGUUCAUUGAUUGGUCUAUUAAGAAUGCACUUGAGCUGGUGAAGUGGAUGCAUUCCAGGGCGGUACCGAGCAAGAUCGUGGGUAUGUACACUAAUGAUGACACAGAGAGAAAGCGCCAGUUUUAUAAUGCUGGAGCUACUCUUUGUGUUAAGAAAUCUAUGGACCCAGCAUCUGUAAGCCACACCAUUGCACAUCUUCGCAACAUGUGAAGAUAAUUAAAGCCCUUUUGAUAUUGUUUCUUAUUAUGAAUAGUGAUGCAGGUUGUUGUUUGGUUUAGUUUUGUGACUGUCAGUUAAGUUUUUCAGGAGAGGUCUAGACUCUUUUAUUUUAGUUCAAGUAGUGACAAAUAAAGUGCUAUAUGCAUCGUGACUCUCUUAUUUUAGUUCAAGUGACAAAUAAACUUGCGACUUGCAAUGAGAAA